Annulohypoxylon truncatum is the source of this 1565-nucleotide messenger RNA. Its product is annotated as FAD/NAD(P)-binding domain-containing protein. The record is from RefSeq and is a predicted model, not a curated record. Bases 133 to 1254 code for a protein of 373 amino acids. Gene Ontology annotation, molecular function: electron-transferring-flavoprotein dehydrogenase activity; flavin adenine dinucleotide binding. NCBI's taxonomy places the organism in Eukaryota, Fungi, Ascomycota, Sordariomycetes, Xylariales, Hypoxylaceae. The transcript has 3 exons. Gene Ontology annotation, cellular component: cytoplasm.
GUCCCUCUUUCUAUCUGGGUUCCCUAAGUCUCUUACUUCCCCGUCCUAGACAACUCAGCUAGGUACCCACAAAACAAGACACAACACAACGAAGCCUCUUAAGAACAUCAGCAACCGGACUUCGCCAACACAAUGACCCAAACAAUUGUAGUCCUGGGAGGUGCCUACGCAGGCGUGGGAGUUGCACAUCGACUUCUGAAACACACCAAACCCUCGGUUAAGGAUUUAAAAGUUAUCCUCGUUUCCAAGAAUAGCCACUUCUACUGGAACCUGGCGUCGGUCCGUGCCAUCGUGCCGGGCGCGCUGAAGGAGGAGCAGUACAGCCUGCCGAUCGAGAAGGGCUUCGCCAAGUACCCGGCGGACGCGUUCGAGUUCGUGCUCGGGUCGGCGGAGGGCGUCGACGUCGCCGACAAGACCGUCCGCGUCGCGACCGCCGGCGGCGAGGAGAAGGUGCUCAAGUACGACCACCUCGUCGUGGCGACGGGCACGCGCACCGUCAACGCCUCCGUGCCCUGGAAGGGCAACGGCACGUACGAGGAGACGGCGGCGCAGAUCGCCGGGAUCCAGGACAAGGUCCGCAACGCGUCGCACAUCGUGAUCGCGGGCGCGGGCGCGACCGGCGUCGAGGCCGCCGCCGAGCUCGCCUUCGAGUUCGGCGCCAAGAAGGAGGUCGUCCUGCUCUCGGGCGACGCGGAGCUGCUGGGCGGCGACAGCCUGGCGUCGAACGUGGCAACGGAGCUGAAGAAGCUGGGCGUCAAGGUGCGCAAGUCGGCGCGCGUCGUGGAUACAAAAGAGCUGCCCGACGGCAAGACCGAGGUCGAGCUCCAGGGCGGCGAGAAGAUCGCGACGGACCUGUACCUCCCUACCAUGGGGGUCGCGCCCAACACCGAGUUCCUGCCCGCGAACCUGCUGACGAACAAGAAGUUCGUCGACAUCGACGAGUUCUACAAGGUCAAGGGCGCAGAGAACGUCUGGGCCGCCGGCGACGCCGUCUGGAAGCCCAAGGGGAGCUUCGUGCUUGCGGAUAAGCAGGCUGCCGGUGUCGCCAAGAACAUCGACCUCGCCCUCAAGGGCAAGCCGCCCGUCGUCGUCAAGACGAUACCGAUGGACGUCCUGUUCGUAGCCACGGGCCGCAGCCGCGGUGCCGGCCGCCUGGGCUCGGUCAAGGUCUUCUCCAUCAUGGUGUAUAUGAUCAAGGGAAAGACGCUCGGCACCCAGCAGUUGGCAGGCUACGUCGACGGUAGUGCUUUCUAGACGGUCGUGUUCUGUCUAUGAUUCCUCUUGGAUGGAUGAACCGAUCCCUACGUUGUGUAUUUUGGAUGACGAUGACGUCGGACAAAUAGGUAGCUGUGUGUGAUGAAAGAAGGGGGAGACCGAAAAGAAAAGAGAAGAGAGAUCGUAAUGUGUAACCUCCCUAAAGAUAGAUACCCCUACCCCCUUUUUGAUGAUAGGACGCUUCUUGGUAGUCAGUAGCGUUGUAAUAGAGAAUAGAUGGUAUUUCUCGUGAUAAAAAAACACCUUCAAGUUCUUACCCUUUCGUCUAUUUGCGAUUUAUAGACCCUGGA